Molecule: messenger RNA, 1135 nt
Organism: Magallana angulata
Lineage: Eukaryota; Metazoa; Mollusca; Bivalvia; Ostreida; Ostreidae
Exons: 4
Coding region: 79-1056 (325 amino acids)
Source: RefSeq, a predicted model, not a curated record
AUAUUAUUUAAUCGGGUAUAGAUCAGUAUUAUAGCCGUCGACAAAAUAGGCUCAUAUAAGGAAAAAUAUUGUUACAUAAUGAUAAUCAUGAGAAAUUGCCAUGAACUGGUCAAAAAUCAUUGUACCUAUCUUCUCAUGAUUGUGUUCCAAAUCCGCCUUGUAAACUCUCUAUGCCAAAGUUACCCCAGCUUAAGGUGUUGUCCAGAUUCUGUUUGGGACGAUGAGCAAAACAAGUGUGUCGGUUGCCAAACAGGAUAUCUGGGUCCAAACUGCGCCAAAGUGUGUAGUCCUCCAAAUUACGGGAAAAGAUGUCAGUUCACGUGUACCUGUAAAGGAGCUGAAACAUGUCACCCAUCAUUUGGUUGUGUCUUACCGACAACAACAAUAACAAUACCAACAACAGCUACCUCUGUAAAAACAACAACUGAAGAAAACAUAGAAAAUACAAGAAAUACCGGAACAACAAAAUCUGGAAUUAAAGCAGCGUUUGUUACAAGAGAAACAACAGUUACAGCAAAUGUAGCCAUAGACAUAAUCUUUACUUCAAGUCUGCAAAAUCAGAAGUUCAUGGAAACCAGUAAUUUACAUAAUGAUACUUCCUACAUAGAUACUUCAAUAUUGGUUGGAAUAUUUAUGCUCUGUGGGUUGUUCGUCGUAUUGUUUGCUGUUUUUGUUGGAACACAGAUUCGAAACAAAUGUUUCAAGAGAAACAAUUCAACAUCUCAAAGCAGUUAUGGAGUAUAUUUAAAACCGUAUAACCUUUACAAUGCAGACCAAUCGUUGGAGUCAGAAAUUUUGCCUCAGGUAAACAUCAAUCUUCGAAACACGGAUUCUCUUUAUACUGUUGUUGAUAAUUAUCAUGUUCAUGCCUCUAACAAACUAAUUGAUCCACAUCCGUGUCAAUCAAACAUCAACGUUAAUUUACAGGCGGAAGAGGGAUCGGAACAGAACAAAACAUGGCCAAAGUACAUUGAGGUUGUUGCUUCACCGACGAAUAGCACCUGCUGUGAUCCUGGGGCCGAGUUCUCAUCGGCUACAUAUGUUCCUAUGACCUAAUUUAUUUUCUCAACAUGUCAACAGGUACCCGAUUUCGGCUGAAAUGUCUGACACAAACAGAAAGAAAGUAACUUUGAGU